Molecule: messenger RNA, 792 nt
Organism: Helianthus annuus (common sunflower)
Lineage: Eukaryota; Viridiplantae; Streptophyta; Magnoliopsida; Asterales; Asteraceae
Exons: 4
Coding region: 1-792 (263 amino acids)
Source: RefSeq, a predicted model, not a curated record
AUGGUUAAAGUUUAUAGUUAUGCUGGUAAUAUAUGCAGAGUGCUGAAUUCAUCUGUCGUGUUGAAGUCAAAUGCAUAUGCAAUAGCCAAGAGUGGGUUCAUGCUGACAUGUGGCGGUGGGAAUUGCAUGAAUGGUGUGGGGCGUGAAGACAACGAUAUGUGGUAUGAUGGGUGCGAAAACCCCGUUUUCUUCCCGAGAGCAAGUUUCAGGCUAGAACUCGAGGUGUUUGACUCAACAGCCGAAGUUGUCGUUGUCUGCUUUGAAGACACCGCCCACCGCUUGACAAAGAUCACUGCUCAUAGUAUACUCACAACAGAGUCUGGCCUGUCACGCGUCUACAGCCUUUAUUCCACUGACAUACAGGAUAAGUUCACUCAGGUGAUGGUAAGGAACGCUGAUGGAAGCAUUUUAACACUGCCGAAUUAUUUGCACUCUCUUAUGGGCAGCACUCAGACCCUACAGCUUGAUUCGUGUACGUAUUAUGAUCAUGGCCAUUUUGAAUCCUUCAACUGCAAGAAUGUCCUGCUAGAUGGGGCUGGUUGUAAGCCCUUUGGUUCUUCCACACCUCCAUCGAUCCCCGCUAAAGACAAGGGGGUGCUACCCAUACCGACACCAGUUAAGCGCGUUGAAGUGAUCGUAAGGUAUAUAUCGGCUUACACUUUAUUCAUGCCCUGCCUGCUUAUGCAGAUUCUGAUUCAGAAGAAACAGUUGACAGUGACCCACAUGAAAGGUAUACCGUCUGCACUUAGUUUGGCUGGUGAUGGGAUUGGGGAUGACGGUGGCAUGCGUUAG